AUGACCACCUGCAGCCGCCAGUUCACCUCCUCCAGCUAUGAAGGCUCCUGCGGCAUCGGCGGUGGCUCCGGCCGCAUCUCCUCCGUCCUGGCCGGAGGAUCCUGCCGGGUUCCCAGCACCUACGGGGGCCUGUCGGUCUCCUCCUCCCGCUUCUCCUCCGGGGGCGCCUGCGGGAUUGGGGGCGGCUAUGGCGGCGGCUUCAGCAGCAGCAGCUUUGGUGGGGCCCUGGGUGGCGGCUUUGGUGGGGGAUAUGGUGGUGGCCUGGGUGCCGGCUUCGGUGGUGGCUUUGUUGGAGGUUUUGGAGGUGACUUUGGUGGUGUCGAUGGUGGCCUCCUCUCCGGCAACGAGAAGAUCACCAUGCAGAACCUCAACGACCGCCUGGCCUCCUACCUGGACAAGGUGCGUGCCCUGGAGGAGGCCAACACCGACCUGGAGGUGAAGAUCCGUGACUGGUACCAGAGGCAGUGGCCCAGCGAGACCAGGGACUACAGCCCAUACUUCAACACCAUCGAGGACAUGCGGAACAAGAUCAUCACGGCCACUGUCGAGAAUGCUCGGCCCACUCUGUAGAUCGACAAUGCCAGGCUGGUGGCCGAUGACUUCAGGACCAAGUAGGAGCAUGAGUUAGCCCUGCGCCAGGGCGUGGAGGCCGACAUUAACAGCCUGCGCAGGGUGCUGGACGAGCUGACUGUGAGCAGAAGCGACGUGGAGAUGCAGAUCGAGAGCCUCAAGGAGGAGCUGGCCUACCUGAGGAAGAACCACGAGGAAGAUAUGCUUGCCCUCUGGGGUCAGAGCGGCGGGGACGUCAGUGUGGAGAUGGACGCGGCUCCCGGCAUGGACCUGAGCUCUAUCCGGAACAGGAUGUGUGACGAGUAUGAGCAGCUGGCAGAGAAGAACCGCAGGGACGCGGAGGCCUGGUUCCUGAGCAAGACCGAGGAGCUGAACAGAGAAGUGGCCUCUAACAGCGAACUGGUGCAGAGUGGCCGCAGUGAGGUGACCGAGCUCCGGAGGGUGCUGCAGGGCCUGGAGAUCGAGCUGCAGUCUCUGCUCAGCAUGAGAACAUCCCUGGAGAGCAGCCUGGAGGAGACCAAAGGCUGCUACUGUAUGUAGCUGGCCCAGAUCCAGGAGAUGAUCAGCAGCGUGGAGGAGCAGCUGGCCCAGCUGUGCUGUGAGAUGGAGCAGCAGAGCCAGGAAUACAAGAUCCUGCUGGAUGUGAAGACGCGGCUGGAGCAGGAGAUCGCCACCUACCGCCGCCUGCUGGAGGGCGAAGACGCCCACCUCUCCUCCUCCCAGUCCACUUCUGGCCAGUCCUAUUCUUCCCGCGAUGUUGUCUACUCCUCCUCAUCUUCCUCCUCUGGCUGCCAGACCCGGCCCAUCCUCAAGGAGCAGGUCUCUACCAGCUUCAGCCAGAGCCAGCAGUCCAAGAACUGA
Choloepus didactylus (southern two-toed sloth) is the source of this 1431-nucleotide messenger RNA. RefSeq names its product keratin 16 (gene KRT16). Gene Ontology annotation, cellular component: keratin filament. The record is from RefSeq and is a predicted model, not a curated record. Gene Ontology annotation, molecular function: structural molecule activity. Lineage: Eukaryota; Metazoa; Chordata; Mammalia; Pilosa; Megalonychidae.